AGGAAAGACCAAGAUUAUCACCUAUCAUCGUCAUCAUCAGCACCAGUGGACGCCUGAAGAGAGGAGAAAAUGCCGGGAGACUUUUAUAUUCGCUAUUACGUUGGCCACAAAGGCAAAUUCGGCCACGAGUUCCUGGAAUUUGAGUUCAGACCUGAUGGUAAACUCCGAUAUGCCAACAACUCCAACUACAAGAAUGAUGUCAUGAUCCGCAAGGAGGCAUACUGCCACCGCUGCGUCAUGGAGGAGCUGAAGAGAAUUAUUGAUGACUCAGAGAUCAUGCAGGAGGAUGACUCUUCCUGGCCGCAGCCUGACCGAGUGGGGCGGCAGGAGCUGGAGAUUGUGAUUGGCGAUGAGCACAUCUCUUUCACCACCUCCAAGAUUGGCUCCCUUGUUGAUGUUAAUAGCUCCAGGGAUCCGGAUGGUUUGAGGUGCUUCUAUUACCUCGUCCAGGAUCUCAAGUGUCUCGUCUUCUCCCUCAUCGGCCUACACUUCAAGAUCAAGCCUAUCUAAGCUCACCAUGGCAGUCCAAGAAAGAUGUGUGGGUCUGUCGGGGGCUGGUUUUAAGGUGACACAAUAACAGGCGCCUUUAUUUUAGGGUUAGGAUUGUAAGUGGAGGUUUUUAAGGCUUUUGAGAAGGUAUUUUGAUUGUGGACUCAAGUUGUGUAAGUUUUGUGUCCAUUUUUCAGCUAAUAUUGAUGGUUUUCUUUACUAUAAACAUUGUGGUGGUGUCAUUUGAUUAUAAUUUGUUUCUUUUUAAUUCUUGUCGCCUUGUCAUCUUAUUUUUGCUCUUGGGUCUUUUUCUUGUUGGUUUUUCUUUUGUGUUAUUUGGUUAGGAUUUUCAAUUUUCUUCUUUAUUCUUACCUUCUCAUAUUCUUUUUCUUAUAUCUUUUUUUCCUCUUUUCUUUGGCUUCUCAUCCUCCUUUUUUCCUCCCUCUCCUUUCCCUUCCUGGCAGGCCCCAUCAAAUGCCAUGUUUGUCCCUAUAGAUAUAUCUAAGUUUUCUCCUUACCGUUUUUAUCCAUUAUUGUAUCAUUCACUUUUUCAACUUGCAUUGUCAUUCCUUGUCGCAAGAAGACAUGAAAUAAAAGUAAGAUUUUCUCAUUAA
This is a messenger RNA of Portunus trituberculatus (swimming crab), 1103 nucleotides long. RefSeq names its product protein mago nashi homolog (gene mago). Bases 70 to 510 code for a protein of 146 amino acids. The transcript has 4 exons. The record is from RefSeq and is a predicted model, not a curated record. NCBI's taxonomy places the organism in Eukaryota, Metazoa, Arthropoda, Malacostraca, Decapoda, Portunidae. Gene Ontology annotation, biological process: RNA splicing. Gene Ontology annotation, cellular component: exon-exon junction complex; catalytic step 2 spliceosome; nucleus.